CUAUUAAAAACUCAUCCCGAUACCGAUAAUAGCGGCAGAAGAAUUUUAGAAUUCCUUAAAUAUAUAUUGUUUAAUUUGUAAGCAUUUUUAAGGAAUGAGUUUGAGCGACUGCAACAAUAACUAUAUAUAUUUGACGGGCAGUGAGGAUUACGCCCUUAAUUUGGCAAAGCUAUGCGAACGCUUUGCCACCAAAGAAAAGCGCGUCUUACUGAUCACCAGUCGCCAGCAGGGAAUGGCAAAGCGCUAUCCAUGGGAGGCCCAUAACUGCAGCAAAUACCUGACCAUUCUGCAACUGGUGGAUGUGGAGAGCACCCCGCUUCGCAUGCUGGAAAUGCAGGAUAGCGCCGAAUCCUUGCGCAGUCCCGAUUUGAUAGUCUUUGAUCUGCAGUCGCUCGUUUUGGAUGCACUACUGCGUCCUGUGAUGCAGCAGUGCUCCACGAACAAAAUGGUCCGGCAAAUUGCCAAGUGCUCCGCAUCCUUUGUGAAUUACCGCGAAAUCCUGGCCAAUCUGGCGGAACAGAAGGCGGGCAAAAGCAUCGACACCAUUGUGGUCAUGUCGCAGGAACCGUAUCCCAUGUCAGCAGCCCAGUUCAAGCUGCUUAUUGGACUCUAUUUCCACGGCAACGAGUGCCACACGAAUUUUGCCAAGCUCUCGGCCAAGAUCAUGGUCUCCCAGAGAUUCGCCUAGACGAAGGACAGAAGUUUGGAGCCACUACAGUGCCUUGGUAACCAGUUCCUGAGUUUAAUCAUAGCUGGCAGUAUUGUAGUUAUUCGCCGUAUGCUCUUGCUUUUCAAACAAUACUUACUUAGAACGUUUACCUUAUGCAUUAUUAAAACAUGCAUUUUGUCAGGUUAGACGAAUAUUUUCAAAGCUGGAACGAAUUUUCCAAUCUCGAACGAAUUUCGAGUUAUUAAGACUGCAUUUCCAUUUUAUUGACUUAAAGCUAUUCAUAUUGCCUUCCCAAAAGAUAUCCAAAUGGGGAACGGUCGAAUAUUUAAGAAAAUGAAUUUAUAAAAGGCAAGGCACGCUAUAUUAUAUCCGCAUAUAAUACUAAGACAGUGCGUACAUUUGGCAAGAACUUAAGAAAUACUGUACGUUGAAAAUAUCUCCCUACAUGGCAUCCAUGCAAAAUGUUAUACGAAAGCGAAGCAAUCGAAUGCUCGAUCAAAUAUAAGACUUUAUUAUAGUAUACUAUUUAGUCUAAAAGGGAUUAAAACUACCAAAAAAAAAUUGCUGAUAAUUAAUUAUAAUAUACAUACAUAUAACAAUAAUAUUUAUUAUGCUAAACGGAAAUCUCAACUUAAGGGAAUUUAUAUGAAAUAAAAAAAAAAUUUCGAAUGCAUAAGAUACGUAAAUGCAGCUAAAAGUAUUGGAGAAUGUAUUCCGGAAAUACGGCUAGUGAUCUCCGGAACGCAAGCCACCAAAGCCCGUUUAAAAGGAACUAAAACUCAUUCACAUGUAGCCCCACCCCAAAUCCCUGCUGCCUUCGUCUUCGAUUGGAAUCCGAUCUCCGCAUCCCAGCCUCAUAUGUAGUCCAGCAUGCCGCUUAUGAUCUCAAAGGCAUCCCGAGCCGUGGGCUCAAUGGCGCUGCUGGGCAGCAGAUAACCGUGCACUCCGUUGUCCGCCAGCUGGAGCGUGUAGCUGAAGGGAAUUCCGAUCUCGUAGGCGGCAAAAGCGUCCGCACAGCCUGGAUAAAUCAAGGAAGCCAAAGGAUUGGCAAGGUCGGAUAAAGAUCUCUAUUAUAUUCUACUUCGAAGCAAAUAAUAUAAAUAUUACGCACCCGAUCGCUGUUCAAUUAGAUCGUUGGAUGCGUCGACCUUAUAUCGGGACUUACUACCCUUUUUGCGCAAUCCAUCGGUACCCACCAUCGCCACGUCCAGAAAAUCAUCCAAUCUUUCUGAAUUGAAAGUGGAAUUGGCCUUGACCGGAUAGGAUAUCACCUGACCAUAGGCCUGUAGGGAAAUGUAAAGCUGCAAAAAUAAUGAAUAAAGUUAAUAAAUCAAAAAAUAUAUCUAUUUUAGAGAGUUAAUAUAAAAAUUAUAUAUUGUUCUAAGCAUACCUUUAUCUGCGUCCUAUAGUCCAUAAGGAACUCAGAUACUGCCUUGGUUUCCGGUUCAGAAAAUGGCGCUGGACCGGCGUAGAACUCAUUGCAGGGUGCCUUGGAGCUACCCCGUUUGCCCCAAUGAUACAGCCAGUUUCUGUCCAGGUCCACCCCGUAGCAGACCUUAUCCGGACCCCGUUUUUGCUGGAGCCAUGUCAUCGCCGAGUCGAGGAGGCCACUGGGAGGUGGAGUCUGGUGCUGAGAUCGCGACUUCUUCCAGAAACGAUCGUACUCGUG
Messenger RNA from Drosophila melanogaster (fruit fly), 2339 nucleotides. RefSeq lists its product as uncharacterized. The record is from RefSeq and is marked reviewed. The transcript is spliced from 2 exons. Lineage: Eukaryota; Metazoa; Arthropoda; Insecta; Diptera; Drosophilidae. Bases 95 to 688 code for a protein of 197 amino acids.